Trichomycterus rosablanca is the source of this 1925-nucleotide messenger RNA. RefSeq names its product maternal embryonic leucine zipper kinase-like. Gene Ontology annotation, biological process: protein phosphorylation; intracellular signal transduction. Bases 1 to 1542 code for a protein of 513 amino acids. The transcript is spliced from 16 exons. Lineage: Eukaryota; Metazoa; Chordata; Actinopteri; Siluriformes; Trichomycteridae. Gene Ontology annotation, molecular function: ATP binding; protein serine/threonine kinase activity. The record is from RefSeq and is a predicted model, not a curated record. Gene Ontology annotation, cellular component: cytoplasm.
AUGGCUGCUUCUCUGAGACAGAGGUUUCUGCGUGUGCUGUGUUGCGGGGCGCCUCCCUGGGCAUCCUCCGGGGGUGACCCAGGUCACGGGGGAGGCACGGGGGCCCAGGAAGCGCUCCUGAUGGAGGGGUUUCUGUUUAAGAGGACCAGGACGUGGGACUGUGAGGCAAGUAGACGGGCGUGGAUCAGCGCCAUUCAGAACCUGACUGAGAGAGAAGAAGAAACAGAAUCAGACGGGUACGAGAAUGAUUUAGAAUCAGAUUCCUCGAGCGAGCAGACAGACUCCCAGGGACCACAAGUGUCUUCUGAAGCUCCAGGUGGGAUCAGUUCUGGAGAAGUCAUCUGUGAUGCUCCCAAGAACAAGGAUGUUGAAGGAGAAACCACCAACGGAGAAGGUCAAGAGGAAAAGACGACCGACACGAACCCGGACAGCCAAUACACCCUUGGAGAGCUGCUGGGAAAGGAAGACUGCGGUUCAGUCUAUGAAGGAGACCAUAAGGCAGAUGGGAACCAGGUUGAGGUGCCAUGCACUGUACCCGAGACCAUCGACAUCUCAGAACGAACAUCACGUGUGGUUGAGGACGUCUCUGAGCUGCACAAGUGCUAUGAGGUUUACAAAACCAUUGGAUCAGGUGGUUAUGCGACGGUCAAGCUCGGCAGGCACAUUCAGACUCAAGAGCCAGUGGCCAUCAAGAUCCUGGAGAAGAAAGAGCUCGGGGAUGAGUUGUCUGAUUUGAGGAUCGAGAUUGAAGCCCUGAAGAACCUCAAGCAUCAGCACGUGUGCCGCUUGUACCAAGUCAUGGAGACUGCUGACCAGAUCUACAUGGUGCUUGAGUUUUGUCCGGGUGGAGAUCUGUUCGACCACAUCGAUAAUAACAACAGGUUGUCGGAGGAGGAGACGCGCAGGAUCUUCCGUCAGAUCGUCUUGGCGCUGGCGUACAUCCACAGCCAGGGAUACGCCCACCGUGACCUUAAGCCAGAAAACAUGAUGCUGGAUGAGAAGAACAACAUCAAGCUCAUCGACUUUGGGCUCUGUGCCAAACCAGAGGGUGGAUUGGGUACUGCUCUGAUUGAGGGCUGUGGAACCCCUCCCUACUUGGCACCAGAAAUCAUUGAUGCGCAACCCUAUCAUGGUGCAGAGGCAGAUGUUUGGAGCUUGGGUGUUGUCCUAUAUGACAUGCUGUGUGGCUACCUCCCGUUCGAUGGUGACAACUUUGUGGAACUCCAUGAACAAAUCACUAAAGGACAUUUUGACACUCCUGACUGGCUGUCUCCUGGUUCUGUACUGCUGAUUAAGGAAAUGCUGCAGGUGGUUCCAGAGCGGCGCAUAAAGGUGGAGCAUCUGCUGGAUCAUGAGUGGGUAAUGAAGCAGUACAGCAGCCCUGUGGAAUGGCACAGCACAUGCCAGCUGGAUCAUCUACAUGAGGAGAGCAUCACCGAGAUGGCUGUGAUGUUCAGACAGUCCAACCAAAGCACCAAGCAGCUGGUGUCUGAGAUACAUUUCAGUACUUGUAUCUGCAUCAACACAGAUGCCAAAAUGUAGAUACAUAUUUAUUAAUAUUGAGGUUCUUGUGCUUCGUCUAAAAGAGAUAGCUGAGCGGAUGUGUAAGAAAUCCAGGAGACGUUGUUGUCGCAUCAAGGAGGGACGAUGGUGGCGCCAUCCAAUCAGGACACGUUACAUCUCAAUUUCACAUUUCAAUGAUUAUUGCAGCUGUUUCUCUCUAACCCAUCCUCUCUCUCUCUCUUCUUUUACCAGAACGAUGCAUUUUGGGUAUCUGUGUGUGACUGGUUAGAGGAACUCCACUGAGGUGCCGCCCUUGUUGAUCCACACAGCUGUAUGAGAAGUGUAGAACAUGGAUGACCAGGAUCAACAAGACUUAAAAUCUUAUACAAUUAAAUGUAAAAUAAAUAAACUCACUGAAUAUA